GAAAAUGUUUAGAGAAUUAAUAAUUUCCGAUAUGUAUUGAUUUUUCAGCGGUUUAAUCUCUAUUUACGUAAAUCUAUGUAUGUAGACAAUGAUUUAUGAGAGAGGUUAUUAAAUUCACCGCCGUCAAUUUAAAUAUAUGGGCGCCUAUAUUCAAGUUAUUUACAAAUUUGUAGUUGUAAUGUGAAACCGAGCCAUUUAAUUUGGUUUGUUCCUUCAGUGUUUAAUUUGAAAAAAUUUGUACUUUGUAUAUAAUAUGGAAGACGAUGCACGUUUAGUACCACGUAGUGGACUUUUACAAACUGCCACUAACCUUGGCAGCCCGAUCAAAGAUGCACCUGGGCAUGUUGACGACAAAUCAAAUCCAUAUAAACCACAAAUAGACAAAUACGAAGUAAACCAAAUGUUUGAAAAGAAAUUCCAUUAUCAGAAACCAUCAGGAGAAGACGGUUGGAAAUUGCCAAAACCAGAUGAAAUGUUUGCAGAAUUUUAUCAAAUAAACACACUGCAAGAACUGAAACCAAAACUAAACAAAGUUAAGUCUAAAUUGAAUGACUACAGCAUUGAAGACUGGAGUUUGCAUACAAGACGACAGGAUCCUUCUAAUGAAAUUCCAUGGCGUUUGAAAAAUGAAACGAAAGCAGAAUUUGUCACGAUAGCUUGGUGUAAAUUUUUCGAAUGCCUGCACUCCUACCCACUUGUGAAAGGGCCACAUUUGAAUUCGUUGCAUCUGUGCGAGUUGCCGGGUGCAUUUAUUGCUGCUUUGAAUCAUUACUUGCAUUCGACAUUCCAAAAAAGUGAAGUGCGGUGGCGUUGGCUUUCAACAACGCUUAAUCCCUAUUAUGAAGGUAACCCAAGUAGCGGAAUGAUUUCAGAUGAUCGAUUCAUGUUUCAUACGUUUGACAAUUGGCUAAUGCAUGAUGACUUCACCGGUAAUAUUAUCAGUCGUAAUAAUAUCGAGCAAAUGCAGGAACAGUGCAAACAACGUUUGGGAAAUAAUGUCCAGCUCAUUACAGCUGAUGGCUCAAUAGACUGCGUUGACGCACCAGAUUGCCAAGAAGAAGUAGUCGCAUCUCUUCAUUUUGCUGAAAUCACCACUGCUUUAAGUAUAUUAGCGGAUGGUGGAUGCUUUGUGGUAAAAAUGUUUACGCUUUUUGAAUCUUCGAGCGUCUGCCAACUUUUUUUACUUAAUUGCGUUUUUGAAGAAGUACAUGUUUUUAAACCGGCCACCUCGAAGCGUGGGAAUUCAGAAGUCUAUCUUGUUUGUAUUGGUUACAAAAAGGAAACACAAUAUUUACCAGAACUGUUGCAAAAAAUGAAAGAAAACGUUGAAUGUAUCAACAUAUUACCACUAUUUCCAAAAUCGCAUUUACCAACCGAUUUUUUGCUCCAGCACGAAAUAUGCGCACGCCUUUUUAUGAAUUUGCAAAUUGAAGCCAUUGAGUCUAAUAUACAAGCCUAUGAAAUAAAACCAACACGACGGCAAGUAAUUUAUAAGCAACAUUUGCGAACACACACGGCAAAUGAGUUUUACACUCGCUACAAGGUGAGCUGCAUUGCCGAGGAAGAUAAAAUUUUAUUUAGCUGUCCAAAUACGAAUGAAAAUUGCAAAUCAAAACCUUUUUGCAAAGGUUCAUACUCCGAACGCGAAAUGGCAAAGGACACAACCAUGGAAGAGCGGAUAUUUGCAUUGCAUCGCACAAUGAACAAUCUGGAAAAAAUGUUGGAUUUGAAUUAUGGAAUGAAUUUUCAUGAAGAAAGCGAAAUUUCAAGUAAAUCAAAUCCAGAGUUUCGUAUUUAUCGUGGUGCUUUAUUUACGGAAUUGCUUAGUAGCCUAUUUGUACAUCCGUUUGUAAUGCAGUUUCACCAGAAACUUAAACAAAUUCUAGGCCGUGAUCCCAUAUUCAUAACGGCGCCUAGUUGUACUGCGGGCGAUAUGAAAAUUCCUAUUAAUAAUGAUAAGACGCGAAGUUUUUCGCUUCUUCCUCGCCAAUUUCUGAUACAAUUGCUCGGCACCAUUUAUGAAAAGCAACCUCGAAAAAUCGUUUUUUCAAAUAUAAUUUUACUAACACAUUUGUCGGUUUCGGUAUUACGUUUUUUGGCUUUGUAUAUGUAUGAACACUUAAAUAUCUCAACAGAGCCGGAAUUUAAGAUUGAGUUACAAUCCAAACGUGAUAAAUUUACAAAAGAACAAAUAUCUACCUUGAAAAAAUUGCAUUCACUUCUUGUGGAUGAUUUGAAUAUUUUAUGCAUUUUGCCUAUUGAUAAAUUGCAUCGGAAUGAAUUCGCUAAUGCAUUGACCAAUCACAACAACCAGCUGUUGUUGAAAAACUUUAAACUAGCUUUAAACAACUAAGCUAGAUACUCUCAAUAUUUCUAAGCAAUUUAGAUUUAAAAUAAAUAUAAGAGUUUUUAAUGAAAAAUAAAAAUGAACUUUAUAAACAU
Ceratitis capitata (Mediterranean fruit fly) is the source of this 2442-nucleotide messenger RNA. It is a transcript of the gene aft, whose product is annotated as cap-specific mRNA (nucleoside-2'-O-)-methyltransferase 2. Gene Ontology annotation, molecular function: methyltransferase cap1 activity. The transcript is spliced from 2 exons. Gene Ontology annotation, biological process: 7-methylguanosine mRNA capping. Bases 254 to 2353 code for a protein of 699 amino acids. Lineage: Eukaryota; Metazoa; Arthropoda; Insecta; Diptera; Tephritidae. Gene Ontology annotation, cellular component: cytoplasm; nucleus. The record is from RefSeq and is a predicted model, not a curated record.